Molecule: messenger RNA, 2171 nt
Organism: Python bivittatus (Burmese python)
Lineage: Eukaryota; Metazoa; Chordata; Lepidosauria; Squamata; Pythonidae
Source: RefSeq, a predicted model, not a curated record
CCAAAUUCAAAGACCUAUUCACAGAGCGGCAGACAUUCUGUAUCAGUAGAAGUUCAGAUGCAGAAGCAACGGCAAGAAGAAAGAGAGAGUUUCCAGCAAGCUCAAAGGCAAUACAGUUCAUUACCCAGACAAAGUCGGAAAAAUGCAAGCUCUGUAUCUCAAGAUUCUUGGGAACAGAACUAUCCUCCUGGUGAAGGUUUCCAAAGUGCCAAAGACAACCCUCGGUACUCCAGUUACCAAGGCUCUAGGAACGGCUACCUGGGGAGCCAUGGCUUCAAUGCUCGAGUCUUGCUUGAAACACAAGAGCUCCUCCGUCAGGAACAGAGGCGGAAAGAGCAACAGCUGAAAAAAAAGGCAUCUUCCGAAGGACCCAGCAACUAUGACUCUUAUAAGAAAGUUCAGGACCCUAAUUAUGCCACUCCCAAAGGUCCUUUCAGGCAAGAUGUACCACCUUCACCAUCUCAGGUUGCUAGGCUAAACAGAUUACAAACACCAGAAAAGGGAAAACCAUUUUAUUCUUUAGUUGAAGAAAAAGGUCAGCGGCCCAUGCAAUAAAAGAACUUUUUCAUACGGAGAGACCUGCAUUAUGGAAAGAAGAAAAAGAAAAGGAACUUCAUGUUUCAAAUGGAGGGACUCUGGAAUUCUUGUCUGUUUCAGUGCCUUUAGCAAGAUGGACAAAGAAUUGGAAGGCCUUACAUUUUUGCCAUUACGUCUCAAGUGUUAUAUCCACAAAAGGAUUAUCCAUCAUUUGACAAUCAUAUUUAGGCAAGCGAUGAGUCUUAGCUAUCAAGUGUCCUAGCCAGUCUUUGUUAUCAAUGACUGCUCACCAGGUUACACUGUUAAGUGUUGUUCAACUCUUCAAGGAGAGACUGUUCUAGCAUAUAGCAUUGAUUGUUUUCUAAUUUAAAAUCCCAUUGCCAUAUCUUUUAUUGUUUCCCUUAGGCUGAGGGAAGCAGGUACCUAUCAGUUAUAAGCAGUGAGCCAGAAAUCUACAGGUCUCUAGUCCUUGUUGCUUUAUUUCUGAUAAUUAUUUAAAUGUCUGCUAAAAUACUGUUUUUCUGUGGCUGCAUAUGGUCAUUCUUGAGUUCUAUACAAAGCUUUAUCCUCAUUCAUUUAUCCCAGAUAUCUUGUUGCAUUUCUCUCAUACCUUAACAAUAUAUACCUUUUAUUAUCAUGAGAACAUUGUAUUUAUAAUUAACAUCAGCUAAUGGUGGGGGAAGUGUAUUGUUUGUGUGUAGAAUGGUGGGGAGAAAAAGAAUUCUCCAGAUUGCUUUAGCAAGUAUGUUUUUUAUCAAAUGUUCCUCAUUAUGUACAAAUUGAGCCCCCCCAUGAAUUAUAGAUGAACAAUUGCUCAGUUAUUCCAUAUUUUCUGAUAAUUUAAUUUGUCAUUAUUUUGUUGGAAGGAAGAAAUGCAGGACAAAAUAAAAUGAAAAUCUAUUUUUUGAAUUAAAACUAGCUUUUUUAAACCUGUCUUUUUGACAGUUUGUAAAAAUUUGUGGACAAUUUGUGCUGUGCUUCCAUGUUACUGCAUUUUGCAUCUUGGAACAACAUUUGAAAUCGAUCAAUAAAAUAUAAAAUGAGAGAUAAAUGGGAGAAAAUUGGUAUGCAUCAUCAUGAAAACACAUUGGUGUUCAAAAACAUUUGAAACAAAGAGCUAUGAGAGAUAUAUUUUUAAUGUGCAUUUUGGGUAUACAAAAUUUUCCUUUGCAACAGCUAGUUUUGUGUUUGAGGGUCUGAUCAUUCAUGUAUUGUGUUAUAAGUGCCUGUAAAUCCUGAGGUGAAAAAGGCUUGAGAUUUAAAACUCAGCAUAUCAUAUUUAAAUGAACAAAAAAGAAAAACCAUGUAUUAUUGUAUGUGAUUGGUAAUUUGCCUUUAAAAAAAGGAAGAAACCUGGUCCAUGUUACUUUUGCUACAAAGAAUACUUUACUUUUGUUGUUUCAAGAAUAUGUGAAUAUUCAGUAUAUUCCAGCUGUGUCUUCUAUGCCUGUUGGUUAAUUUUGUUUGUUUGUUAAUAUACUCAAGUGUUAAAAAUUUGUUACUAAUGUAAGCACAGUGACAUCUGACAAAAAUGGCUCUUUUACACAGAUACUCACAGCCCUGUGUAAAAUGGCGCUUUCUGUAAAUACAGAAAUUUAGAAUAAAAGGACUGUUUUUGUCUUGGUUUCAACAUU